This is a messenger RNA of Parnassius apollo (apollo), 1563 nucleotides long. Lineage: Eukaryota; Metazoa; Arthropoda; Insecta; Lepidoptera; Papilionidae. The record is from the annotation of a GenBank genome assembly.
AUGGCCUAUAACUUACAAAAGGAAGAGGAUGUUAAACAAUACGUGGAAAACUUAGGUAUCGAGUAUCGGUUCGGUUGUUAUCAUGAAAAAAAGCCAGAAGUAUGUCAACUUUUGGGCGACUACUUAGAAGCAAUAAAAAAGGAUUAUAGAAAAGCCGCUGUUGUCUAUAAAAACAAUUGUCUGGAUUAUAACUUUGGUAAAUCUUGCUUAAAAUAUGGAAACUACGCCUUAAUUGGGCGCGGACGGGAUAAGCCAGACCCUAAGGAAGCAUUGCAAUAUUUUGAAAAAGGAUGUGAACUAAGUGAUCCGGUAUCAUGUCUGCAUGCUGGUGUUUUGCUCACAAACACCGGUUCUGAAGUUACAGUUCAAAGGGAUGUACCUAAAGGUUACAACUACCUUAAGAAAAGUUGUGAUCAGAAUGACGAUAUGGCAUGCCAUUACCUGUCUGGAAUGUAUCUUGCUGGAGUACCAAGAAAUGUAGUAGACUACAAUCCACAUAAUCCAGAGAAAAACAAAAAUAUAGACUAUUUAAUUAAACCAGAUCUUAAGCAAGCAUUUCAGUUUGCAAAUAAAGCAUGUGAACUUGGUAAUAUUUAUGCUUGUGCUAAUAUCGGUAUCAUUGGUGGCUCUGGCUUCGACGAUCCCUCAUUGUUUGAAAACCCUAUUGAGCUGCAUGUGAACACGCCGUUUGGUAAACCCUCAGAUAUACUACUUCAGGGACAGAUAAAAGGUGUGCCAUGCGUGCUACUGGCGAGACAUGGACGCAAGCACCAGUACCAACCGAGUGAUGUCAACUACCGAGCCAAUAUUUGGGCACUGAAAGAGGCCGGAUGUACACACGUGCUUGCUACCACGGCCACGGGAUCUCUGGUUGAAGAAUACAAACCGGGAGAUCUCGUCAUUUUGGACGACUUCAUUGAUAGUGAUGUCAACUACCGAGCCAAUAUUUGGGCACUGAAAGAGGCCGGAUGUACACACGUGCUUGCUACCACGGCCACGGGAUCUCUGGUUGAAGAAUACAAACCGGGAGAUCUCGUCAUUUUGGACGACUUCAUUGAUAGGACAUGGGGUCGAAAAUGCACAUUCUACGACCGCACUGAAGGCGGCCCUAGAGGCGUGUGCCACUUGCCUAUGCGUCCGGCGUUUUGCGAGAAGUCGCGACGCGCUCUGUUCGACGCCGCGGUUUCUAGAGGAUAUAGAUGUCACGAGAAAGGAACCGCCGUAGUUAUACAAGGGCCUAGAUUUUCAAGUCGCGCUGAGAGCCUUAUGCACCGUCAGUGGGGUGGGCAUCUUGUUAACAUGACCACGGUUCCUGAGGUCGUGCUAGCAAAAGAGGCGGGCCUAAGUUAUGCUGCAGUCGCCUUAAUAACCGACUACGAUUGCUGGAGAGAAAAUGAAAAAUCUGUUACAGUGAGCGAAGUGCUGGCGAUGUUCGCGCACAACGUAAAGAAGGCGUCGAACGUAAUUUUGGACGCUGUGCAGAUAUUAGCGACGGACACCGACAUAGAAUAUUUGAAUGCGCAUCGGGAGCUGGUGACUUCGUCUAUAAUGUUAAAGGACUGA